UGCGCACUUAUAACCCUCGUUAUUUCUCCAAUCAGAUUCGUACAGCUGGCAUUACCGGUAAGCUUACGUGGGUCUUGAUUGUUUGCCCGAGUGUUUUCUUUCAAAAUAUUUCAGUUUCAAUUCUGAAUAAAAAGUGCUUUAAAUAUCUAUAUUGUUUCUCCGUAUGAGUAAAGUAUUUUUGAUAGAUUAUUUUAAGUUUUACUUUGCAUUCUUGCGCUUUGAAGUUGUUUAUAAAUCAAUUGUCCCAUCUUAAUAAUUUGUCUACUAGCUUCUCAAUUUAAGAUGGCAAGUUUACUUAUAAACUUUUUGACAUUUUUACUAGUUAUUAGUGUCUCACCAUUGACAAGUGCUCUGAAGGAAGGGGAAUGUGAAGUUUGUGUUGGAGUCUUGAAUAAAUUAGUGAAGUCUUUAGAACCUUCUGAGAAAUCUGCACCAGCUAUAGAAAAAAAAUUUAAAAAUUUCUGCUUGACAGCCAAGAAAUCAGAAGAAAGAUUUUGCUAUUAUAUCGGUGGCCUCGAAGAAUCUGCAACAAAGAUAGUUUCUGAAAUGAGUAAACCAUUGUCAUAUAGCUUACCUGUUGAUAAAGUUUGUGAGAAAUUGAAGAAAAAAGAUGUUCAAAUUUGUGAUUUAAGAUAUGAAAAAACUAUUGACCUGAAAACUGUGGACCUUAAAAAACUAAAAGUACGUGAUUUGAAGAAAAUUCUCUCUGACUGGGACGAGCAAUGUGAUGGAUGUUUGGAAAAGACAGAUUAUAUUAGAAGGAUAGAAGAAUUGAAACCGUUGCAUAGUAGAGAGGAAUUGUAAAUGUAUAUUAAUUAACAUAUUAAUUUAUUUGUAAAUGACUACAUAUACAACCAUCAUUUUGUGCAUUUUUCUUAAGCUUAUUUUUGCUACAUUUCUCAUCAUAAAAGGGGAAACAAAUGUGAGACAUUUGAAAAGCUUCUGGUCUCUUGCAAGAAAAGAAUCUGUUACAAAUUGUUGUUCGAAUGUUCUCAUUGUUUUAUUUUAAAUACCUUAAGAUUCUUUCCGUAAAAUUUUAAAUGUUAAUUAACAGCUAAACAUGCGGAAGUCUAGUUUUAUUUUUACAAGUAUGAAGUUUUUUCAAAUUGUAAAAGAUUCUUUAUAGUUUCGUUAUAUUUUGAUUAUACCUUAAAUUUUAAAAAAAAAUUAAAACCGGAAAAGUUAAGUGAAAAAGAGAUAGUUCUAUGGUAUUUUUUAGGAAUCUAUAUAAUGAAUGAGUAUUUAUACUUGCUUUUUGAUAUUUUUAUGUAUUUAAAAGAAUUGUAUUUUCAGUGUUAAAUAAAUUUCGACUAAAAUAAUUCUUUUAAAUGUAUACAUAAUUUAAUAACUUUUUUAUAUAUCUUAAAAAUCUUUUCUAAAUUUUAAGUAAACGUUAAUCAAGAGCUGCAACAGGUAAAAGUAUAAUUUUGUUUUUAUAUUUAUAAUUAUUUUUUUUUUUGAAAUUGUAAGAGCAUCUUUAUAGUGUCUUUAAGUUAUAUCUAUUAAAAUUAUAAACCUGCAAUGUAAAUUGGAGAAGAAAGUUUUAUUUUUUAUACACACCUUUUAAUAUAUAUAUUUUUAUGUAUUUCAAUUGCUUUUUUAAUGUUUAAGAAACAAAAUUAGACUUUCAGUAUGUUAACACGAAGAGUAAUGUCAUAUCUUCUAUUGAUAUUUCCAAUUUAUUUAUGUUAUUCAAAUUCUUUUCUAAAUAAAAUCUGUUGAAUAUAGAGAAACUCCUUAAGCAGUUAUUUGUAAAUUUUAAAUAUACUUUAAUAUAUAUAGAAUGAUUUCUCUAAUUGUUAUGAGCUGGAACUUUAAUCUUAGUUAGAAUUUUGAAUAUUACCAAAAUUUCCAGGCAUGUCAGUAGUUUUAUGUAGAUCUCAGAAACUAUGAAAUGUCAUAUUAAUAUUUUUUUCAUUUCAUUUAUUUUCUGAUUUUUUCUUUCAAAUGAAAAUUUAAGUGUUGCUUUUAUAAGAAUGCUUUCGAUUAGUUUAUUAAUUGCUCAAGUUUCUGCGGCAUUUUGUAUUUAAACACUGUUCUAAAUUGUCUUUAAUAAAAUUUGUAUUCAUAUUU
Molecule: messenger RNA, 2073 nt
Organism: Parasteatoda tepidariorum (common house spider)
Lineage: Eukaryota; Metazoa; Arthropoda; Arachnida; Araneae; Theridiidae
Gene: Manf
Product: mesencephalic astrocyte-derived neurotrophic factor
Biological process (GO): neuron projection development; dopaminergic neuron differentiation
Cellular component (GO): endoplasmic reticulum
Source: RefSeq, a predicted model, not a curated record